AUGGAGCAGGACAAUGAGCAGCAGGCUCUGCACCAGCCUCGCUUGGAUAAUGAGAUGUUGAUGCCAGUGUCGAGUAUGCCCGUGUCUUCUGGAAACAGCGGCUUUCAUCAGCCAGCAGCCACGCAGUACUUAACAGACAUGAUGAGGCCCUACAUGGCGUCAGCUGAGGAAUUCAGAUCCAGUGAGGGAGAGUGGGAGUCACAGUUCAUUAGGUCGAUUCCUGAGCAUGGUGUGAGGUGCCCCUCCCAGCUGACACCUUCCCAAAGUUAUUGUCAGAGAUCGAUUGGGAGGGGAUCCCACGUGAUGCCAGUCGGAAGUUCAGGUACUCUGGGAAUGACUGUUGACUUCAGUGAGAAUCUGAUGUCUUAUGGUGGCCUGCCAAGCCCAGCUUCCUGUGGAGUCUCAGUGAUGGCCCACAACCAUGCCCCAACAAUGCCUUAUUCUGUACCUGCCACUCCGGGCUCUUUAAAACAUGGAAUAUUGUUGGUCCCAGGCAUGCCUUCCUCUGGGACCCAUGCUGUGACCCACUUUAUAGAUCAGAUGGUACACUCUGCAAAUCCCUGCAAUCCUGAGGUGCUCCCAGCUACGUUCCAGCAAUUGGUAUCUUUAGAUUCCCAAGAUUCACUUGUGACCCAGUCAAAUGUCCAGGAAGAACCUUUCAUAUGUGAGCAGCCUACACCUGCUCCACAGGAGACAGAGAGCCCCAGUACAUCAAGAGGGGCAAGAAAGAGAGAGCCCCUAGUUUCAAGGCCUUAUGUCUGCUCAUAUGACAACUGUGGAAAAGCUUACACCAAGCGCUCUCACCUCGUGAGUCACCAACGCAAACACACAGGUGAGAAGCCCUACGCAUGUGACUGGAAAGGCUGUACGUGGAGGUUCUUCCGCUCUGAUGAGCUUGGACGACAUAAACGGAUCCAUACCAGAUAUCGACCACAUAAGUGUGACGAGUGUGACCGAGAGUUCAUGAGAUCUGACCAUCUCAAGCAGCACAAAAGAACUCAUCUGCCCAAGUAA
Molecule: messenger RNA, 1014 nt
Organism: Grammomys surdaster
Lineage: Eukaryota; Metazoa; Chordata; Mammalia; Rodentia; Muridae
Gene: Klf17
Product: Kruppel like factor 17
Exons: 3
Coding region: 1-1014 (337 amino acids)
Biological process (GO): regulation of transcription by RNA polymerase II
Molecular function (GO): DNA-binding transcription factor activity, RNA polymerase II-specific; RNA polymerase II cis-regulatory region sequence-specific DNA binding
Source: RefSeq, a predicted model, not a curated record